GGCAGAAGGUGGCGCUCUCACUGUCUUCUAUCACCUCCUCUCUAUCUUUCCGGGAGGAGAACGACAGAGGAGACGACGAGUUGCGGUUACGAACGCUGGUGUUGGAGAGUCGUCGGAGGAGGAGACGAAGUUGGGCGGAGCGGUUUCCUGGACGUCCUCCCCCUCCCGGGGCGCCGCAGCAGAGAGCGCGAGCGUGGCUGUGGUGGCUGGAGCAGGGGCGGAGGAAGCGCUCGCCGCGCUGUACUCUGCCCGCCAUGGCGAUCCGCAAGAAGAGUAACAAAAACCCUCCCGUGCUCAGCCACGAGUUCAUUGUGCAGAACCACGCGGACAUUGUCUCCUGCAUGGCCAUGGUCUUCCUGCUGGGGCUCAUGUUCGAGGUUACAGCAAAAGCAGCUGUUGUCUUUGUUACACUUCAGUACAAUGUUACAAUUCCUGCCACAGAGAAACAGUCUACUGAAACAGUCGCAUUGUAUCACUAUGGUAUCAAAGAUCUGGCUACUGUUUUCUUCUACAUGCUGGUGGCAAUAAUCAUACAUGCUAUUAUUCAAGAAUACGUGUUAGAUAAAAUUAACAGGCGAAUGCACUUUUCCAAAACAAAGCACAGCAAGUUCAAUGAAUCCGGACAACUCAGUGCAUUCUACCUUUUCUCCUGUGUCUGGGGAACAAGCAUUCUUGUUUCUGAGAAUUAUGUAUCUGAUCCAACAUCGCUGUGGAGGGACUAUCCGCAUACAUCAAUGCCGUUUCAAAUGAAAUUUUUUUACAUCGCUCAGCUGGCAUACUGGUUCCAUGCCUUUCCAGAACUCUAUUUCCAAAAAACAAAAAAAGAAGACAUCCCUCGCCAGCUUGUUUACAUUGGACUCUAUCUUUUCCAUAUCACUGGAGCGUAUCUGUUAAAUUUGACCCAUCUUGGCCUUGUUCUUCUUGUGUCACAUUACUUUGUGGAAUUUCUGUUCCACAUUUCCAGACUCUUUUACUUCAGUGAUGAAAAAUAUCAGAAAGGGUUUUCACUCUGGGCAGUUCUUUUUGUUUUGGGAAGACUUCUGACCUUGAUUCUUUCUGUCCUUACUGUUGGAUUUGGCCUUGCUAGAGCAGAGAAUCAAACAUUGGAUUUUAGUACUGGGAACUUCAAUGUGCUGCCAAUCAGAAUCAGUGUGCUGGCAUCCAUCUGUUUGACACAAGCCUUUAUGAUGUGGAAGUUCAUCAAUUUCCAGCUGAGAAGGUGGAGAGAACAUUCUUUACCUCCCCAACCAGUGAAAAAGAAGUUCAUAACAACGAAAAGCAAGCCCUCCAAAAAAGAAAGAGAAAAUGGAAUAAAUGGAACAUUAACCUCAAAUGGAGCAGACUCUCCUCGCAGCAGGAAAGAAAAAUCCUCUUAAAACUGAACUUUAUUAAGUUAAUUGACUAAUAUCCCCAAAGAGAACUGCUUUUUACUUUGGAAAGUCCUUCAGCACCAGAGUUCCUAUUGUUAACAAAAAAUAAAUAAAAUUAAUGCUUUUUGGUUAUUGCUACCAUAAUUUUUUGUGCAACUUUUUAAACUGUUUUAACUGCAAAAGGGGGCCACAAUAUUUUUUUAAUAUCUCUGAAAAUGUUUUAAGUAGUCGUUGGAAUCCGGUUGCCAAAAAUCAGUGAUACAAUCUGCCAUUCCUUCCAGCUUUACAGUGAUGAAUUGUCCAUUCCAAAAUGAUAGUAGGAGGUUCCUAUUGAAAGAAAACGAACAUUUCAGUAAAGAAAAAGUAAUGCCGUAUCUUUUUUUAGAUAUUCUCUAACGCUUAGCUGUAUAUUAUCUUGAUUUUACAGUUCAGAAAAUAAUUUGUAAAGCACCAAAGUAAUAAUUGUUGUUUUGUAGAUAAUCUCUACAAUGAUUCAAGAAAUUCCCUUAUUAAAACACUGAUGGACUGAUUGAAA
This is a messenger RNA of Rhineura floridana, 1905 nucleotides long. RefSeq names its product translocation associated membrane protein 1 (gene TRAM1). The transcript has 11 exons. The coding region runs from base 255 to 1376 and encodes 373 amino acids. Gene Ontology annotation, cellular component: endoplasmic reticulum membrane. Lineage: Eukaryota; Metazoa; Chordata; Lepidosauria; Squamata; Rhineuridae. Gene Ontology annotation, biological process: protein insertion into ER membrane; SRP-dependent cotranslational protein targeting to membrane, translocation. The record is from RefSeq and is a predicted model, not a curated record.